CUUUAUUUUUCUUUCGACCGCCUCAAUCGCCACCUAAACACGUGGCCGACUUUCAAGCCAGCGCCCACAUUUUUCCUCUUCUUUUUUUCUUCUGUGUGUUCUUUCUUCCACUUGAUUGAUUCAUCGCUGUGAUGAUCACGUAAGGAGCUAUCGAGAAGAAGAGGAAGGGAUCAUCCAUCCGCACGCCAGCCAGCGAGAUUCGGUCAAGAAAGAGAGGCGAGCGCAAUCCAAUCGCCUUAGAAAGCUCGGCAUUCCUCGGGAGCUCAUCGAUCCAAUUUCGCUCGAUCGAUCUAUGGACAGCGGCGGCAAGCCGCGCACAGCGCCUCCAUCCGAGCAGCUCAAUCUCCCCGCGGGCUUUCGAUUCCACCCCACGGACGAGGAGCUCGUCGUGAGCUACCUGGCGAUCAAGGCGGAGAGCCGGCCAUUCGCGAUCCCUAUCAUCGCCGAGAUCGAUCUCUACAAGUUUGAUCCGUGGGAGCUCCCGGAGAAGGCCCUGUUUGGGGAGAGGGAGUGGUACUUCUUUAGCCCCAGGGACCGGAAGUACCCCAAUGGCGCGCGCCCCAACCGGGCUGCCGCAUCCGGGUAUUGGAAGGCCACCGGCACGGACAAGCCCAUUCUUAGCAAGGGCAAGAAGGUAGGGGUGAAGAAGGCGCUCGUCUUCUACAAGGGCAAGGCGCCCAAGGGAUCCAAGACGAAUUGGAUCAUGCACGAGUACCGCCUCGCCGAUAGCAGCGCCAAGGCCGCCGCAGCGAUUCCGGCCAUGCGCAAGAAAGGAUCGCUCAGGCUCGACGACUGGGUACUGUGCCGGAUUUACAAGAAGAGCAGUGGAGCAUUCAAGCCGAUGCUAUCCGGCAGCACCACGCCCAGGAGCAGCAUGAAAUCCGAGCCGCCAGAGGAGGAGCUCGACGACGUUCUAGCAUCUCUCCCCGACAUCGACGACAACUCUCGCCUCUACAAAAUCCCACCCUUCGGAUCAUCCUCGUCGGCGCAGCUAGCCACGCAGUUCGUAGGAGGAUUAUCGUCAGCUCCUCCGCCAUCUCAGCAGCAGGAACUCUUCGAAUCCUCGUCCCAGCAGCAGCAAACUUCCGAGAGCUUUGACCACUACCACCAUCAAUCCUCGUCACUUACCAGCGGCGGCUAUGGUGGCGGCGGCGGCGGCGGCGGCUAUGGCUUCCAGACCUUCUUGGGCGAUAAGUUCCACAAUACCGGCAACACGACCAUGGUGAUGAUGAGCAAGGUGAAUCCCUGGGCCUACGAUCAAUCCCUCAACACCCAAUCGUUCCAGGCUGCCAAUACUCCCCCGAGCUCUUUGCAGCAGCCCAGGAUCAUCAAUCCUCCUCCCAUGAAGCUGGAGUCGGUGCCCAGCAACAUCAGCGAGAUCUUGCUCCAGAUCCAGCAGAGCUCCGCCGCCGCCGCCGCCGCCGCCAAGAAGAGGCCGCGCUUGGAAUUCGAGGACGAGGACGACGUCCGGAGUACGUGCCGAUCGCCCAUCCCGCGGGCCAAGCAGGGAUUUGCCUACGAUCUGUCCACCGCGAUGCUCUACUCGUGAUCUUCUCGCGCGGCGGCGGCCAUCGCAUUUUCUUCUCGGCGAAAGAUCGGUGGAGAAUCGAUGCUAGAAGAGAGUGAGCUUAGAGAAAAUACCAGAGAAUGUUUUUCGAUUCUCUUCCCCUGAUGUACAGAUAUUGUGAUGUUAAAACGAAGAAAAAAAAAAAAAAAAUCCUUGUGAAAGAUUUUGACC
Messenger RNA from Selaginella moellendorffii, 1738 nucleotides. RefSeq names its product NAC domain-containing protein 72. Gene Ontology annotation, molecular function: DNA binding. NCBI's taxonomy places the organism in Eukaryota, Viridiplantae, Streptophyta, Lycopodiopsida, Selaginellales, Selaginellaceae. The record is from RefSeq and is a predicted model, not a curated record. Gene Ontology annotation, biological process: regulation of DNA-templated transcription. The transcript is spliced from 2 exons. The coding region runs from base 293 to 1549 and encodes 418 amino acids.